Molecule: messenger RNA, 979 nt
Organism: Dipodomys ordii (Ord's kangaroo rat)
Lineage: Eukaryota; Metazoa; Chordata; Mammalia; Rodentia; Heteromyidae
Gene: Exosc5
Product: exosome component 5
Exons: 6
Coding region: 61-750 (229 amino acids)
Biological process (GO): nuclear mRNA surveillance; poly(A)-dependent snoRNA 3'-end processing; U4 snRNA 3'-end processing
Cellular component (GO): cytoplasmic exosome (RNase complex); nucleolus; nuclear exosome (RNase complex)
Source: RefSeq, a predicted model, not a curated record
GCGCGCGCGGCGGGGAGGAAGCGGCGAGCUCCGCCGCCCGCACGUGGGCUGUGUUUAGCCAUGGAAGGGCCCCCGCAUUCCGACCGUGGAACGGAAUCGGGUCCCAAGGUCCCCAGCUGCAGCCUGAGGCACUUUGCUUGCGAACAGAAUUUGCUCUCCCGGCCUGAUGGCUCAGCUUCUUUUCUCCAAGGAGAUACCUCAGUUCUGGCAGGUGUGUACGGGCCAGCAGAGGUGAAGGUGAACAAGGAGAUCUUUAACAAGGCCACCCUCGAAGUGAUCCUGAGGCCAAAGAUCGGGCUGCCUGGUGUGGCUGAGAAGAGCCGGGAGCGGAUGAUCAGGAACACAUGCGAGGCGGCAGUCCUGGGGGCCCUGCAUCCCCGUACCUCCAUCACUGUUGUCUUGCAGGUUGUCAGUGAUGCUGGCUCUCUCCUGGCCUGUUGCCUGAAUGCUGCCUGCAUGGCACUGGUGGAUGCAGGUGUGCCCAUGAAAGCUCUUUUCUGCGGCAUCACCUGUGCCUUGGACUCUGAUGGGACCAUCACGCUGGACCCCACAGACAAGCAAGAAAAGGAAGCCCGGGCCGUCCUGACCUUUGCCCUCGACAGUGUAGAGCAGAAGCUGUUGAUGUCCACCACCAAGGGGUUCUACUCCAAUUCUGAGCUCCAGCAGUGCCUGGCCGCUGCGCAGGCGGCCUCCCAGCAUGUUUUCCGCUUCUACCGGGAGUCACUGCAGAGGCGCUACUCCAAGAGCUGAGCUGGGGCAUGGCGUCCCCGCCCCUGCCACCCGUGCCUCCCGCCGGAAGCCCACCAGCGCCCAGCCUUGGCUCCCCAUCUGGAUGUCCAUGUGGCAUCUAUCCUGUAGCCUGCAGGGGCUCCUGUGUCCAGCCUUGGCACCUGACAGUCCUGGGCCUCUGGCCCAGAUCCUCCCCCUCUCUCUCUCUUACACAAACAAGGGUAACAUUAAAGGGAGCUUGUCCAGUUUG